Molecule: messenger RNA, 1627 nt
Organism: Lynx canadensis (Canada lynx)
Lineage: Eukaryota; Metazoa; Chordata; Mammalia; Carnivora; Felidae
Gene: NECAB1
Product: N-terminal EF-hand calcium binding protein 1
Exons: 13
Coding region: 22-1311 (429 amino acids)
Biological process (GO): regulation of amyloid precursor protein biosynthetic process
Cellular component (GO): cytoplasm
Molecular function (GO): calcium ion binding
Source: RefSeq, a predicted model, not a curated record
CAGCGGUUGCUAAGCGCAGCGAUGAGACGGAUCCGGCGCCAGCAGCCCAGGGAAGGGGGAGGCGCGAGCGAGAGCGCGUGGGAGCGCGGAGGCCAGAGCCGGGAGGGGGAGCGAGCGGAGAGAGACGCCGGGGAGGCGCGCGGGAGCGAACGCCCGCUCGGGAGCCGGAGCCCCGCGGCAGUGCGGCCGCGCCCCUGCUCGAGCCCGUGCGGCCGCCCAGCCCCGCUCCGCCCUCCGCCUUCUGGGCUCCCGAGGAUGGAGGGCUCCCGGGAGACGUCGCCGUCCUCCAACAACUCCUCGGAGGAGCUCAGCUCUGCCCUGCAGCUGUCCAAGGGCAUGUCGAUCUUCCUGGACAUACUGAGGAGAGCAGAUAAAAAUGAUGAUGGAAAAUUGUCCUUUGAAGAAUUCAAAGCGUAUUUUGCAGAUGGUGUUCUGAGUGGAGAAGAAUUACAUGAGCUUUUCCAUACCAUUGAUACACAUAAUACCAACAAUCUCGACACAGAAGAACUAUGUGAAUAUUUUUCUCAGCACUUGGGUGAAUAUGAGAAUGUACUAGCAGCACUUGAAGACCUCAAUCUUUCCAUCCUGAAGGCCAUGGGCAAAACAAAAAAAGACUACCAAGAGGCCUCCAACUUGGAACAAUUUGUAACUCGAUUUUUAUUGAAGGAGACCUUGAAUCAGCUUCAGUCUCUCCAGAAUUCUCUGGAAUGUGCCAUGGAAACUACUGAGGAGCAAACCCGUCAAGAAAGGCAAGGGCCGACCAAGCCAGAAGUCCUGUUGAUCCAGUGGCCUGGAAAGCGAUCAAGUCGCCGAGUCCAGAGGCACAACAGCUUCUCCCCCAAAAGCCCCCAGUUCAGUGCCUGUGGUCCAGGCUUAUUAGAAGAAGACAACCAGUGGAUGACCCAGAUCAAUAGACUCCAGAAAUUAAUUGAUCGACUGGAAAAGAAGGAUCUCAAACUUGAACCACGGGAAGAAGAAGUUAUUGAAGGGAAUACUAAAUCUCACAUCAUGCUUGUGCAGCGUCAGAUGUCUGUGAUAGAGGAGGACCUGGAAGAAUUCCAGCUUGCUCUGAAACACUAUGUAGAGAGUGCUUCUUCCCAAAGCGGCUGUUUGCGCAUUUCCAUACAAAAGCUUUCCAAUGAAUCUCGCUACAUGAUUUAUGAGUUUUGGGAGAACAGUAGUGUGUGGAAUAGCCACCUUCAGACGAAUUAUAGCAAGACAUUCCAAAGAAGUAACGUGGAUUUCUUGGAAACUCCAGAACUCAUAUCUACUAUGCUAGUUCCUGCUUCAUGGUGGAUCCUGAACAACUAGAUGUUCCUAGACAUUUUCCUCAUGGUUCCAAGUGAAAAACAAGUAUUCUCAUCUAAAAUGUGAAUUAGAAAAUUCUCUGCAGUUACUAAUCUACACUAUACUUUCGUAUAUUUAAGAUGUGCACCCUUCUAAAAUGUCUUCUAGAUCUUUCAUGUGAAUUUUAGCUAAAUUUUUGAAGUCUGCUGUUUUGCUACAUUGUAACCUAAAACCCUUUCGUGGCAAAAUCCUAAUAUGUGAAACAAGUGUACACAUAAAGGAACAAAUUUGUGAAAAAGAAGUGAUAAAAAAUAAUUAAAGUGGGAACUUUUAGAGUAUA